Molecule: messenger RNA, 1388 nt
Organism: Mus musculus (house mouse)
Lineage: Eukaryota; Metazoa; Chordata; Mammalia; Rodentia; Muridae
Gene: Cib4
Product: calcium and integrin binding family member 4
Exons: 7
Coding region: 698-1234 (178 amino acids)
Molecular function (GO): calcium ion binding; magnesium ion binding
Source: RefSeq, marked validated
AGUACUACACCAGCUGCUGAGCCCUUGGGGCAGAAGUUCUACUGCUGGCAGGAGGAGGCUGGUUUAGCAUGGGGCAGUGUUUAAGGUACCAGAUGCAGUGGGAGGACCUGGAAGAGUACCAGGUGGGUAGUCAGGUCACAGAUCCAGGACAGAACUAGGCACUUCCCAGGGCAGGAGGGAUAGAGAGUAGAGGAGCUCUUGCCUGAUCAUGGAAUUCACUGGUCUUACCACAUUCCCCAUCAUCCUGAAGCAGCUGGUCUGAUAGAAAGAUGGAAUGGCCUUUUGAAGACGCAGUUACAGCGCCAAUUAGGUGGUAACAGCUUGGAAGGCUGGGGUAGAGUUCUUCAGAAGGCAGUAUAUGCUUUGAAUCAGCGCUCGAUAUAUGGUACAGUUUCACCCAUAGCCAGGAUUCAUGGGUCCAGGAAUCAAGGGGUGGAAAAAGGAAUAGUUCCACUUACUAUCACUCCUAGUGACCCUCUAGGAAAAUUUUUGCUUCCUGUCCCCAUAACUCUGGGUUCUGCUGGCCUAGAAGUUUUGGCUCCAGAGAGGGGAGUGCUCCUACCAGGAGCUACAACAAACAUUCCAUUGAACUGGAAGCUCAGACUUCCCCCUGGUCAUUUUGGGCUUCUAAUGCCCUUAAACCAACAGGCUAAAAAAGGAAUAACAGUGUUAGGAGGGGUGAUAGAUCCAGAUUACCAUGGCGAAAUUGGAUUACCUCUUCACAAUGGUGGCUCUGACCUUCCUGACAAGAAAUGAGAUUCUGUGCAUCCACGACACCUUCCUGAAGCUCUGUCCCUCGGGCAAGCACUAUAAGGAGGCCACACUGACCAUGGACCAGGUCAGCUCCCUUCCUGCUCUGAGGGUCAACCCUUUCAGAGACCGCAUCUGCAGGGUAUUCUCCCACGACAACGUGUUCUCCUUUGAAGACGUGCUGGGCAUGGCAUCUGUAUUCAGUGAGCAGGCCUGCCCCAGCCUGAAGAUUGAGUAUGCCUUUCGUAUCUAUGAUUUUAACGAGAAUGGUUUCAUUGAUGAGGAGGACCUCGAGGAGAUUGUGCUAAGACUACUGAAAAGUGACGACGCGUCUGAGGACCUGCUGAUGGACGUCAUGCACCAUGUCCUGAGUGAGUCAGAUCUGGACAAUGACAGUAUGCUUUCCUUCUCCGAGUUCGAACACGCCAUGGCCAAAUCUCCAGAUUUCAUGAACUCUUUUCGGAUUCACUUCUGGGGCUGCUGAUGUGGAGGUCAUCGGCUGGUUCGGCAGCUUCAAUGAAGACUACUGGACACCCCCUGCAUCCAGGCACUGUAGAAUCUGAUUUGAAUUAUGACUCAGCUCUGUCCAUCCUUCACCUCUAGAGUACUGUUUGCUAAGUAAAUAUGUGUUUCCCCCA